Messenger RNA from Oikopleura dioica, 1023 nucleotides. The record is from the annotation of a GenBank genome assembly. Lineage: Eukaryota; Metazoa; Chordata; Appendicularia; Copelata; Oikopleuridae.
AUGAAACUUUUUUCCUUUUUCGCCGGUUUUCAAGCAAUCAGCGCUCAGACUUCUGACUGUACGUUGGAAUCCUUCGAUGUCUUGAAGAAUGAUACGACGACGGAUUAUGUCAAUUGCGAUGGGGGUAUCCUUAAAGUCUCGAUUCCUGAAUGUCUUCUUGAGAAUAGCGGACUUGACAAAACAAAAGUUUUACUCGGUGACAAGAACUCUACAGCUCCCGAUACAAGAUGUAAUGGCGCCGUUGAAAAUGUCAAUGGAACCGAUACUGGCAACUUCAUCUUUGACAACUGCGCUCAUGUCGCCCCAACGCUGUUACCUGAUCCAGAAAAUGCAAAUAAAACCGAACUCGUUUUUCAGACGAGUCUCUUUACAGAUGAGCGAGCGGACAAAGUCAUCGGGGAUAUUUCAAGAAAAUAUGGCCUGGAUCUCGACUUGAAAUGCAUCGUCAAAACGGAGCAAACCCUCUCUCUCGGCGACAAGGCGAUUCUUACAAAAGAAAACUACCACAGAGUUGUUCUCGAAGACAAGGUCGGCAACUUCGAGGUCAGCGUUGGUGUUUACGACGAAGAAGGGAGUGUCAGUUUUGAUGCUCCCGUCGAUGCGACUCAUGUUUUUGUCAUUCCGAAAGAAGUAUUUUUGCAAUUCGAAAUCGAAAAUGCCGGAACGGACUACGAAUUGCUCGUUAAACAGUGCACUGCCACGUCCUUUGACAAGACUCACAUGAUUAUCGACAAUUACUGCCCGAUAAUGGACAAUGGCGUGGUGGAGGACGAUACAGUCGCUUUUCUCACACCAAGCCCUCCUUCCAAAACCCGACUGAAAUUCGCGUCCUUCAAGUUCACUGACCAGGAGGACGAAAUUCCGAUCGACAUCGAGUGCACAGUCGUCAUCUGCGGUUCUUCAAGUGAUUGUACCCUCAAUACGGCCUGCGGUUCAACCAGCAUUCGGCGACGACGAUUUGCGCAGACGGAAAUGGAAGUGACAGAAAGCCACAUUGUCCAAGCACGAAUCAAUGUCUUCUGA